Messenger RNA from Scylla paramamosain (green mud crab), 573 nucleotides. RefSeq lists its product as uncharacterized. The record is from RefSeq and is a predicted model, not a curated record. Lineage: Eukaryota; Metazoa; Arthropoda; Malacostraca; Decapoda; Portunidae. The transcript has a single exon. Bases 1 to 573 code for a protein of 190 amino acids.
AUGGCUAUGGCUACACGACUCCUGACUGAUUUACAUAAAAUGUCACAACACCAGCUGAAUGCAAUCCGAAAGGAGGAGUUGAUUCAAAGUAUAAUGAACGCUGCAGAACCCGCCGAUGAUGAACAUUUAACAUUACAGGAGCAGUUAAAGUCAUUGAUUGAAGAAGUAUCAGAGCUGAAGAAGGUGUUGACAUCUCCUAACAGCAUAAUUAACAAGAAGAUACAAGACCUUCAGGAUCAGGUGAAUAAGCAACAGGAGAUCAUAGCAAAGCAACAAAGGUAUCUGGAGGCCCUGGACCGGAAGGAGAGGGAGUGUAACCUCGUGCUGCUUGGUGUGCCUGACGGGAGUGAGAGUAUGGAUGGUGCUAUGACAGACGAGACCAAGAUCAAGAAAGUGUGGACAGCUAUAGGAUCAUCCAAUGCCGUAACAUCAUCAAGACGCCUGGGUCGGGAGGGUGGUCGACGCCGCCCCAUACUAAUCACCGUGGCGUCAAGGAAUGACCGCGAUUUUGUGCUGGAGCGUGCAAAGCGCUUGAAGGAUGCCGGCGAUGCAUAUAAAAAGGAUCUUCAUUAA